Molecule: messenger RNA, 2392 nt
Organism: Alosa alosa (allis shad)
Lineage: Eukaryota; Metazoa; Chordata; Actinopteri; Clupeiformes; Clupeidae
Gene: plekhf1
Product: pleckstrin homology domain containing, family F (with FYVE domain) member 1
Exons: 2
Coding region: 856-1734 (292 amino acids)
Molecular function (GO): metal ion binding; phosphatidylinositol binding
Source: RefSeq, a predicted model, not a curated record
UGGACAGACUGCAGGAGGGAAAAGGGUGAAAUUGCAAAACCAUCUUUCAACAGAAACACACCACGUUAAGGCUCCUGGCUUCCUCUUACAAUAAAUGGUGACUUUUCUCAACAGGCACAGAGAUGCACAUGUAGUCUCCACAGAACACAAAGCUAAUAUUUAGAGCUCUUGCAUCUGAAAGAUGAAACAUGGCACUCAAUCCCUCAAAAUAGGGUCCUCUACCUACAAUUUAGUUGAAUGUGAUUGAGGGAAAGUCAGUUUCACUGAUAGUAAAUGAGUAUACAAAAUGCCAUUAGUGUGUAGGCUAAUAAUAUAAUAAAAUGUAACAGUAAUUAUAGCAGAAUUGCACAGAAUGACCGUAGUAAUAGCAAUUAUCCCAAUAAGGGAAACAAAGAAAAAAGGUUUUCAUUAGCAUCUGAUGCAUUUAUAAGACAGUCGUGAAACUGAUCAUGUCAAAACAUUCUGUGUACUUAAAGAGAACCUGCAGAGACUAAAAAAAUCAUAAUCCUAAUUUUUAAAAUCCUAGAACCAGGUACAUUGCAAAACAUUCACAAACAACAAACAUAUUUCUUUUCGUUUGUUAUCUAACCCAUGCUUUGUUUCUGAGAACUCAAACUGGAACUCCCCUCAACAAAACAGGAACAACGAGUUUGACGUGCAUAUGAAGAGGCAAGUCUUCUGUUGACAUGAAACUCUGAAGACCGAAGCUGAGUAGUUGGUAGUUGUACAGUACAGGUAUAAGUUGGAAAACGGCUCUUGUUUGGAAGAUACUUUCAUACACCAUAGCUCAACCUUCAAGAAACUGAAUUUCACCUCUAGCACAGUCUUUUCAGAUCUUCGCACUGCCAGUCAGUCAUGGUGGACCAGACACCAUUCGAACAGAAGAACCGGGAACGGAUCCAGGCAGUGGAAAAUUCCUUUGGGCCCUCUGGGAAGUCGCUGAUGGAGCCGGGUCGUGUGUUGGUGGGAGAGGGACGACUCCUGAAGCUGUGCCGUCGUCGGCCGCAACAGAAGGUCUUCUAUCUGUUCAAUGACAUCCUGAUCUAUGGGAGUAUAAUUCUUCAUGGAAGAUGGCACAAGAGGCAGCAGGUCAUCCAACUGGAGGAGGUCGAACAGGAGGACCUGGAGGACGGGCUGGGCAUGGCCAACCAGUGGCUGCUCCGCACGCCUCGCAAGUCCUUCUCCGUGGCUGCUGCCUCGCUCGAGGAGAAGCAAGCCUGGAUGGAACACAUCGAGGAGUGUCGUUUGCAACAGAUUGAACGCCUCGGCCUCAAGUCCGAAAAGAGGGGGAGUUUCGCCGCCUCCUGGAUUCCCGACCGUGCGUCCGCCAUCUGCAUGCGCUGCUCGAAUCGCUUCGGGGUGACGCAGAGACGCCACCACUGCCGCCGCUGCGGCUUCAUCGUCUGCAACACCUGCUCAAAGGGACGGGCCGUGCUGGAGAACAUCUCCAGGAAGCCGGUGCGCGUCUGCCAGCAGUGCAUGGCCACCAUGCAGGGGGAGUGGCAGCAGGGUCAGACCCAGGGGGACUCAUGGAACAGCAGAAACUGGCAUAAGGGCUCCGUGGAGGACAAGCAACACACGCUUCCUGACGACGACGUCUCCAGCGGAGAGGAGUGCGAGGAGCCAGCCGAGAGCCAUGCGCCCACUCAGUGGGUCAGCAUGCAAGACGGCUCCUGCUCACCUUACUGUUAUUUUAACCCAGAUCAUCUAACACCUCCUGGACUGACAGCCUGAAGCCAUUAAGAACAGCAAACUGGUGGAGCACGACAAAGACUGAAUUUUUAAGAAAUAGGCAAGGCACACUCACACUAAUUUCCUGAUAUAUUCAACUGAAGUAGGUUUAUCCUGAUAUUGUUUUAAGCAAAUUAUAUUAGGUGUUUUACUGACAUAUGCGUAGGCCUACUACUGUUGUGUACUUUUUCUGGACAGGCACAUGAAAAAAAUACACUUGCACUUUAAGAUAUAUCAAAUAAAAUGUACUCAAAAAACCUGGUCUAAACAUUUUACGAUUUUGUUUUUCUCCAAUUACCUGAAGGAUUUAGCUCUAAACAAAAAGGAAACACUUGAUAAAAAUCCACUUAGUAGCACUAGAAUGUGCCACUUUCUAUUUUCCAGAUGAAAGAAGCUCUCAGCUUCAAAUGUGAUUCAUUAAAGGCAGAAUAGCAUACAAUUUGAUACAUUUAUGUACUCAAGAAGAACUAGCAGUCCUAUAAACCAUGUGGUUUUUUUACUGCACAUGAUCUCAUCACAGACCUUUGCUCUCUGCUGAAUCACGAGUGACGAGAAAUAAAGCUUCUCAUUCUACACCAUCCAGUAGAACUUCAUUCCAUUGCUGGAGAUGUGCCACAGUCAGUCCGAGAUAUGUUGAACAUUUAGAACUAGGUAGGAGAAA